Colletotrichum higginsianum IMI 349063 is the source of this 1455-nucleotide messenger RNA. RefSeq lists its product as uncharacterized. The coding region runs from base 1 to 1455 and encodes 484 amino acids. Lineage: Eukaryota; Fungi; Ascomycota; Sordariomycetes; Glomerellales; Glomerellaceae. The transcript is spliced from 2 exons. The record is from RefSeq and is a predicted model, not a curated record.
AUGGCCAUUUACGAAGUUUCACCCGAGGACAGCCGUGCUGGCACUGCUGAACCCAACUCGAUCCCCCACGACCAACACGCUCACAAGUUUCGCAAGUUCAACGACACCUGGUACUAUCCCUCAGACAUCGCCGAUGAUCUCAAAGACAUCGACAUCCCAGACAAGCUCAAGGCCGAGGCGUACGCCUGCGCUUGGGUGUACACCCGGUGCGUCAUCCCCCAGUACACCAACUGGGACCGCUACGUCGCCUUCAUGCGCAUCAUCGUCAUGGGCAUCAUCGCCGAGUUCAAAGGCUCGCUCGUCGACGUCACGGCCGGCGACAACAUCCUCGGCUACUCCCUCGACGGCACGCUGGCGGCGCUGUUCGACGGCACCGCGGGCCACGAGCUGAUGGCCCGCGAGUACAAGACGUUCCUCCUCGUGACGGCCGACAAGUCCAGCGGCCGGAGGAGUGGCGAGCUGUUUCGCCGCUACGUCGACUCGCUGACCCUCUCCCCGCGCCACUGGUUCCGUCUCCGGGACUGCGACGCCCUCGCGCGGUUCACCAUCGCCUCGGCCCUGGCCUGUAACGACCUUGACGACGUCUGGUUCACUGAAGAGGAGUUUGAGAUCCUGACCGAGAUGGGCGAUACUCUGUAUGACGCCGUCGCCUUUUACAAGCACCGCGCCGAGGGCGAGACCAACAGCACCUUUGCCUACAUGCCCGAGGACCAGCGGGUCACAGCAUUCGCCCGCUGCAGAGAAGUCUUGUGGGCGUUGGAUGUUGCUUGGGCUCGCCGACGUGAGGGACCUUCCGUCAUCAACUUCACCCGCUUCUUCGGGGGUCCCAUCCACAUGAUGAUGCGCAGGUACCGAUUCGUCGAGGAAGGGCUCACCGUCGGGACGGCCGAGACGCUCAAGGUUGUGAACCAGACCCGCCGCAACUUCAAGCUCUGGAACCGCGUCGACGCCACCCGCGUCGCCGGCAGCUCUUCCAGCGGCAGCCCUUCCUGUAACCAGAGCGUCCAGCGGUACAAGGACCUCGUGGCGAACCGCAGCGGGGAUCUCAUGUUUCCCGAGCUCCCGGGGUUUCUCGAGGCCGCGGACAAGGACCGGUGCGGCCGUUGCCUCUACCGCGACUCUUACGGCGCCGAGGGGACGCACUGCUUCGGCGGCGUACAGCUGUGCGACGACUGCCGGGCGGGCUGGCGGGCGUACCUGGAAUCGUUUCCCGAGCGAGCUGCCAGAGUGUUCCCCGAGAUCCUCGAGGUGAAGCCGGAUCUCAACAAUCGGAUCAAGAACGAGUCGAGGAACGACAACGUCGUUAUCGACGAGAGUCCGCAGGAGUCGUACAAGCUAGGGAAGAGCAGCGAUGAGUCCUAUGUUCCGGCCGACUGGAAGGGCACCGGCAAGUCUGCUUCUGCUGCCAAGUUUGAUUCUCUGAAGGAGAUCUCUCAGGAUGUCUUGGGGGUGUAG